UAUCUCGUUCUGUUAAAACAGGGCAAACAACAACAGCAGCGGGCAACUUUCAAAAUCAAGUGUGAAGGGAAAAAUCAACAUUUCUAUCAUUUUCUAUAACGUUUCCAGAUACAACAAACACGAUUUAAUAGUCGGAUUAUUUGUCCACGUUCACCCGAUCAACAUUGAUUAGUCUAUUGAUCUAGCUAGCUUGCUAACUAGCCUUCAGUAAACACGCUGUGGGCGCGCAAGAUGGCGGUCAGUGCAGAUCAUUUGUUUUGGUUGUUGAAGGAAUGAUUGGAUUUCUUUACCCAAAUAUGACCGUUUGGUAGUUCAUUUCUACGGUGAUAAACCCCGUGUGAAUAUGGUUUAGUUUGUUUACCAACGUAAUUGAUUAUUUUCUGCAAGUUUUCCACCUCUAAAACUAAGUUUGACACUACUAGAUACCCAGAUAAGCUUGCUAGCUCAAACUAGCUUGUAGAACGCACAUGGAAACUUCCACGACCAGAACCAAAAGGAAAGAAAUGGGGAGAUCGUCAGAUGGACAGUUAACCACAAAAGAUGGUGUGGUUGUGGGCACUCCUCUUCAGAAUGUAACUGUGGGGGGAGAUACUCCAAUGGGUGAUGACAAUGUGCCUUCAAUGUCUGAACCAAUGUCCACAGAGUCCCCGGGUUCUGGCUGUGGUGUUCCAGCCCAGAGAAGCUCACAGCAGGGUCCAGAGAUGGUGUCAGUGAAGCUGGAGGACUGCAGUCAAACACUGGAACUUAAUGUGAUUGUAAAAGAGGAAUGGGAGGAGAGAGAAGUCAAAGAGGAGGUGGAGAACAGGGAAGUGUCUGAUCCAGACCUAGAGGAAGAGGAGGCAGCAGUAGAUAGUAUCACUGACCCAGGAGAGAUCUCCAACCCAGGUUCAGACAGUGAGCCCAGUUCCACAGCAUCAGGAAACCAUAAACAACACAGACGGAGGAACUCAAGACAGAAACAUCACCACUGCAUGGACUGCUUCACUAGUUUCUAUGAUCCAGAGGAGUUGAGAAGACACACUUGUAGGCCCCACCCCUGCUCAGAUUGCAGAGACAGUUUUAUUUGUCCAACUCACCUCAUACCACACCAACAGACUCUCAAAAUAAAGAAGCCUUACAUGUGUGGUCAAUGUGGCAAGAGAUUUCAGACCCCAAGCACCUUGAAGACGCACCAGCUUACUCACACAGGAAAGAAGCCUUUCCAUUGCGCCCAAUGUGGGAAGAGUUUCAGUGAUGAAGGAAAUCGUAAUAAACAUCAGAGAAUACACACAGGAGAGAAGCCUCAUCAAUGCUCUGAAUGCGGGAAGAAUCAGUUAUCACAUUUAAAGGCACACCAACAAACUCACACAGGAGACAAUAUUUUUCACUGCUCUCCGUGUGGGACUGGUUUUACGUUGGAAGGAUGCCUUCAGAGUCAUCAGAGAAUUCACAGUGGAGAGAAGCCCCACCACUGUUCCCAAUGCGGUAAAAGCUUCAAUCAAGCAGGAGACCUAAAGACACAUCAGAGAGUACACAGUGGCGAGAAGCCCUACCACUGCCCCCAAUGUGGAAAGAGCUUUAGUCGGGCAGGACGGCUAAGUGAACACCAGAAAUAUCACACCGGAGAGAAGCCAUACCACUGUGAUCAGUAUGGGAAGAGUUUCCAUCAGAUGGCAGAGAAAAGCAGAGCACCAGUGUGGGACCAUUACAUUGAAUUGGCACCAGGGAAAGCAAGGUGUCUUAUUUGUGAUAACGAUAUAAGCAUGGGGUCAGCAAUGGCUAAAUCCAAAAAUACCACUAACCUGUGGAAUCACCUUAAGAACACCCAUCCAAAAGCCCAUAAGGAAGCAAUGAUGAAAAAAGCAAACGCAAAUUCUUCACAAGGGAAAAGUGAUACAGACACAUCGCAGGCUACACUCUUGCAACUGUUUAAUAAACAAGCAAAAUGGCAGGACAAAGAUCCAAAAUGGCAGGACAAAGAUCCAAAAUGGCAGGACAAAGAUCCAAAAUGGCAGGACAAAGAUCCAAAAUGGCAGGACAAAGAUCCAAAAUGGCAGGACAAAGAUCCAAAAUGGCAGGACAAAGAUCCAAAAUGGCAGGACAAAGAUCCAAAAUGGCAGGACAAAGAUCCAAAAUGGCAGGACAAAGAUCCAAAAUGGCAGGACAAAGAUCCAAGGGCCAAGAAGAUGGAUGAAGCAAUUAUUGAGAUGAUUGCCACUGACAACCAGCCAUUCACAGUGGUGUCUGGUGUUGGUUUUCAGCGGCUGAUUAGUCUUGCUGAACCCCUGUACAGGAUCAAAGAUGAAACAUUCUUUCGCACAGAAAUGCUAGAUAAAACACAUGAAAGAGUUGUGAUGAAAGUGAAGAAUCUGGUGGCACCAGGGAACGCUCCACACAUGGCAUUCACAACGGACUGCUGGUCAGGCACUACAGAGUCCCUGAUGAGCCUUACUGGACAUUUCAUUGACGAUGUCUGGACAAGAAAGCAGGUUGUGCUGAAUGUCAAGACUAUGACUGGAUCACACGCAGGAAACUACCUCGGAGAGAUGUUUUUGACCACGUUGGAAUACUGGGAAAUCCACACAGAACGUGUAGUGCUGGUCCUCAGAGACAGUGGGGCAAACAUGAUGAAAGGUGUGAGACUGGCGGAGCUUCCAGACUUCAGCUGCAGUGCACACACCCUACAGCUUGUAAUCAACGACGGCCUAUCCAGUCAGAGAGCUGUGCUAAACAUUAUUGCCAUGCUGGAGAGCUGUGCAUCUCACUUUGACCACUCUGUACUGGCCAAACAGAGGCUGGGGGCCAUUCAGGAAGCGCUUGGCCUCCCCAAACACAGCAUCAUCCAAACAGUUCAAACUCACUGGAACUUCACACUACACAUGUUGCAGAGGAUGUUUGAACAGAGGCGUGCACUGAAUGCGUAUGCAGGUGAAUACGGACACAUCAGCAGUUUGUCUGCUACACAGUGGGACAUUGUCUCUAGCCUAAUUGAGACUCUGGCACCUAUGGAGGAGGUGACCGUGGAGAUGAGCCACUCCAACUCUACAGCAGCAUGCAUCAUCCCCAGUGUGUCGGUGCUGAAGCUGAUGCUGCAGCAGGAGGGUUCUUCUACUCAAGGCAUCAACACUUUACGGAAGACCAUGUUGGACAGUCUGACAAGGAGGUUCUCCAUAGCCGAGGAGACAAAGUGCCUGGUGCUGGCGACUGUCCUGGAUCCACGUUACAAGAGCUAUGCCUUCGCCUCAGGGACAGCACUAGAGAAAGCAAAAGAGUGGCUGAAGGAGGAGUCUGACCUACUAAGGAAACCAAAUCCCAGAGCCACAGCAGAAAGGACGAGUGAAGAGGAGGACACAGAUCCAGGUGCAAAAAAACAAAGAGUCCAGGUAGAUCAGCCACCCAGUCUGGUGGACAGCCUCUACGCUAGAAUCCUUGGAAGCCAACAGGGCAGGGCUGGAGUCCAGUGCAGUUUUGACAUUGAGUUUGAGCGUUACCUCACAGAGCCUGUCAUUGACAGAAAGAGCGGCUUGCCUUUGGAGUGGUGGAAGCAGAAUGAGAACAGAUUUCAAUCACUCGCUCCACUGGCGAAGAAGUUUCUCUGUCCUCCAUCUUCUUCGGUCCCAAGCGAGAGAGUGUUCAGUGAGGUGGGAAACAUUUAUGAUAAGUGGAGGAGCAGACUGACAGGGGACCAGGCAGACAAGCUCUGCUUUCUACACUACAACCUAAAACUUCUUAACUGGGAUUAUUGAAGACCCAUGAAAGCUGGUUGUUCCUUUUAACAUGUUGUUCUCAUGUUAUUUGAGACUAGAUUGAUUUGAUGUAUUCAGUUAAAAUUAAAAGUGUACAUUGUUCAUUCAGUA
Molecule: messenger RNA, 3836 nt
Organism: Oncorhynchus mykiss (rainbow trout)
Lineage: Eukaryota; Metazoa; Chordata; Actinopteri; Salmoniformes; Salmonidae
Source: RefSeq, a predicted model, not a curated record